GUGGAGCUUUGAGGCAGCUGCUCUCUGCAGGUUUGAUGCCCCAUUCAGAGCCUGGUUGCUUGCGUUGAAAAUGACCCUGCCUCUCCGCCGUGCAGGAAUGGCCACCACUGGGAACCUUUCUGAAGAGCAAGUGCAUUGCUCCAUCUGUCUCGACGUCUUCACUAACCCCGUGUCCAUCCCCUGCGGUCACAACUUCUGUCAGGGCUGCAUCCUGGGAUACUGGAAAACUAGCCCUUUGUACCAGUGCCCUAUGUGUAAGAAGUCUUUCUACAAGAGGCCUGAUAUUAGCGUCAACACGGUCCUGAGGGAAAUUGCAGAGCAGUUCAAGGAGAUCAGGGUUAGAAGUGCGGAAGAACAAGUGAGUGAGGAGUUGGCAGAAGAGAGAGAAAAGAAGUGGACAAUGGAAAGAAGGAAAAAGGAGGAUGAGGAGAGGCUUUUGGAGAAUGAUCAGAAUCAGCAGCUUCUGGAGGAGGUGAAGCAAGAGGAGGAGAGGAGUAAGAAAGAGACACUAGGAGAGAAACAGCUUCUACCAGAGGAGUUACCACCGCUGAUCCCCCCUGUGUCAGCACCCAGAACCUCUCCUCCACCCUCACCCGCACCCCGAGCCACAGCUAAGAGGCCGCCUCCACUGCCCCAAACAUCACCCCCACCGUCACCUCAGAUCCCUGCUUCUUCAUCCCCUCCACCUACCUCCUCUUCACUCCCACUUCCUUCCUGGGAGGAGGUCCUCUGCGAUGUUUGCCUGGGGGACGGCAGGCCAAAAGCAAUCAAAUCCUGCCUCGUGUGUCUCACUUCCUACUGCGAGGAGCACCUGACGUCUCAUUCCGCCAGGUUCACCAAGCACAAGCUGAUAGAGCCUGUUGCUAACAUGGAGGACAGGAUGUGUCCAAAGCACGAGAGGCUCCUGGAGCUCUUCUGUAAGAAGGACCAGACCUGUGUGUGCGUGCUCUGCACCGAGACUGACCACAGGGCGCACUACACUGUCCCUGUGGAGAGAGAAUGGAUGGAGAAGAAGGCGCAGCUGAAGAGGACAGAAAUAGACGUCCAGCAGAUGAUCCAGGACAGAGAGAAAAAGGUGGAGGAGAUCAAACACUCUGUGGAAGGAAACAAAGCCAGCGCUCAGAGAGAGGUUGAGGAGAGCAUCCAGCUCGUCUCAGAGCUGGUGCGCUCCAUCCAGAAGACUCAGGCCGAGCUGGUUUUGGCCAUUGAGGAGAAGCAGAGGCAGACGGAGAGGUGGGCUGAAGGACUCAUCGCUGAACUGGAGCAGGAAAUCACUGAGCUGAAUAGGAGAAACACAGACCUGGAAAAAGUGGCUCGGACCGACCACAUCCACUUCCUAAAGGUUACAGAUUAUUCUUUCCCAGCCCUGAGCACCCUUCCUUCUGUCAAAGACUGGUCUGAGACCAGUGUUCCCACUGCCAUAUGUGUCGGCAUGAUCAGGAGAUCCUUGUCCAAACUGGAGGCAACGUUAAAUCAAAUGAUCGGCAAACUGUCUGAAAGUGAGAUCAAGAAGAUUCUGAAAUAUACAGUGGACGUCACUCUGGACCCUGACUCAGCCAACCCUUGGUUGCAGCUCUCUCAGGACAGACAUCAGGUGAGACACCUGGGAGCAUGGCAGGACCUCCCAGAUCACCCUGGUCGCUUUGACACUGUGGUCAUUGUCCUGGGCCGCGAGGGGUUCACGUCAGGGAGACAUUACUGGGAGGUCCAGGUGGGGGACAAGGACGACUGGUACAUGGGCGUGGCCAGGUCUUCUGUCAACAGAAAGGGCAGGAUAUCCAUAAGCACGACACAAGGCUACUGGGCUCUGGCCAUGAAGAAAGGCCAGGGGUACCUUGUGUCAACAACCCCUCCAAUACCGCUCCCCCUCGACCCCAAGCCCAAGCGAGUGGGUGUGUACGUGGACUACGAGGAGGGGCAAGUGUCCUUUUACGAUGUGAAGGCUUGGACCCAUAUUUACACAUUCAAAGAUACGUUCACAGUGAAGAUCUUGCCCUUUUUCUACCUGUACUGCUGCGAUAAAGCCUCUGAUACCAUCGUGAUCUGUCCUGUGAAUGACAAAAGCCCGAUCAAGCAAAGCUAAGUACAAGUUUGACAGUAAAAACAGCACUGAAAAAAUCUUUAUGAAAUUGAAAACUGAUUGUAUUUUGUUGUAGCCGCCAUACUAGUUUUGAUGAAAUCCUGUGUUUUGUAUAUUUAUUACAUUAUAUAGGUAUAGGGUAGCUCUAAAAAUAUAUUAAUUGUACACCUUACAUAUUCAUAACGGUUAAUAGAAGUUUCAUAAAACCUUAAUUAAAGGGAUAGUUCAACAUUUCUGGAAACUUCAUAUUAAUUUUCUUGCCGAAGGUUGGAUGAGAUCAUUACAACUCUCAUGUCUGUACACUGAAUAUAAAGCUAAGGCUAAUUAGCGUUUUUCUGCAAUGCAGUGCAAUAUGAGUACCCGGGUGGCACUUCUCACCCUCAACGGUCACCAUCUUGGCUACGUAGUGGAAAGGGAGGCCCCAGCAGCAGUUGCGGUUGUUUAUAUGUUAUACAUGUGUUUUUUCUCUCUCUAAGUAACACCAUACUGUUGCAGGUAUAAGCCUUCAGUAUGUUUAUUGGGCUAAUUUAGCAGUCUGUAAUGAUUUAUUGCCGCGAAAGGUAACGCAAAUGCUAGCUAGCUAGCUAAUAGUGGCUAUCGUGAUUUCCGGAAAGUGCACAACAGACGUGUACGAUUUGAGACAACACUACCCUGUCGAAAUUCACGCACUACGCAAGUAGAUAGUGUACACAGUGUAGCCUACUAACUGAAGUAUCCAAAUUGAGACACAGCCUUGAACUAGCAGGCAGUUAGCUUAGCGAAUUAGUGAACUUUAGAGGUGCUGGACAGAGCCAGGCUAGCUGUUUCCCCCUGUUUCCAGUCGUUUUAUAAAGCUAAAUAUAUGUACCAUCCAGUUGUAACAGCGGUUUUAGUUUUCUCUUAUAACUCUCAGCGAAAACGGCAAUAAGCGUAUUUCCUAAAAAUUAAGGAUUCUUUUAAAUGCAUGAUAUUUCAAAAAUCAAAAGAAAUUGUAGUUUCUUGAUCUCUGAUUUUAUGAUUGCAUGUUAAUUUUUAUUUAAGUGUGAUUGAUGCUGCAAAUGUUGUAUGCUGAGUGAGUUCAUGAUUUAUAACAAUAAAUGUGCUCUCAAAUAUU
Messenger RNA from Cottoperca gobio, 3173 nucleotides. Its product is annotated as E3 ubiquitin-protein ligase TRIM39. The transcript has 7 exons. The record is from RefSeq and is a predicted model, not a curated record. Bases 71 to 2083 code for a protein of 670 amino acids. Gene Ontology annotation, molecular function: zinc ion binding; protein binding. NCBI's taxonomy places the organism in Eukaryota, Metazoa, Chordata, Actinopteri, Perciformes, Bovichtidae.